Alternaria burnsii is the source of this 1326-nucleotide messenger RNA. RefSeq lists its product as uncharacterized. The coding region runs from base 1 to 1326 and encodes 441 amino acids. Lineage: Eukaryota; Fungi; Ascomycota; Dothideomycetes; Pleosporales; Pleosporaceae. Gene Ontology annotation, biological process: regulation of transcription by RNA polymerase II. Gene Ontology annotation, molecular function: RNA polymerase II cis-regulatory region sequence-specific DNA binding; DNA-binding transcription factor activity, RNA polymerase II-specific. The transcript is spliced from 2 exons. The record is from RefSeq and is a predicted model, not a curated record.
AUGACAGCAAUUCAACAGUCAUAUUCAUUUGACUGGGCUGGCGAUGCUUUCACUGCCAUGCAGCAGUCCAACGCAAGCCCACAGCAAGCCAAGUGGGCGACUGCCUUCAGCAAUCCCACCUCUAUGCCGCCCCAGCAGUCCUUCUCCAUUCCACCUUCCCUGCUUACACACGCCACAAUGGAGCGCUAUGGUCAAGUCACCCCGCCAGAAGAACACUCCCCAGUUCAACCCAAUCGCGAAGAUCGCGAAGGCUCAAUUCCCGUCGACGAAUUGCGGAACGAGACCGCCCUAAGGCCAAAGCAAGAACCCUCGCCACACAUGUCGCCCGCAAAGCGACAACGCCCUAGUCGCCAUGAUUCGGCCAAUCAGGAUAUGGUUGCCGGCGAACUGCCUAGCGCCGCCGUCCCGCAACACCAAGACAAUGCCGACGGCAACCCCCAGCCGCCAAAGCGUAAGCGGGGCAGGCCCAAGUCGCAACCUCAGAUGAUUGAGGCCUACACUGCAGACGGCUAUCCCUUCCAGGUCUCUUCGGCCCGACAGACUCAUCUCGAGAAGAACCGUGUCGCUGCUCACAAAUGCAGGCAGCGCAAGAAGGAGUACAUCAACAGCCUCGAAGGCCGCGCACGCGAAUUCUCCGCAAAGAACAAGAUGCUCAAGGAGAAUGUCGCUCUCUUACGUGAGGAAGUCCUUGACCUUAAGAACGAAGUACUGGCCCAUGCUGGCUGUGGCUUCUGGGCCAUCGACGAGUACCUAGCAAGAUGUGCUGGUGGCCUUCUCGGUAUGGAUGCACCUGCACCUGGUAUGCCUGGCCACCACGCUGCACCACGGCUCAACAACAGCAACCACAGCCCCGUCAUGACUUCCCCUAACACCGUUCACCAACAUGCCCGGGAGACCAUAGUUGGCUAUACAUCAACGGAUACCUUGAUCAACAUACUGUCUUCCUUGUGGUGUGGUGUGGUGGUCUGCACUUCCUCCAUGGCCAUCCUGACCGAUCUAAAUCCCAACAACACGCAUCCUGUUGCCCCACGACCUGUCGUUCUGAUCACGCCUCGCUUACCCGCUACGCCUAGCAGUCCCCACUUCUUGUCAAACGUCAAGUCAGCCGCAACCAGAGAUGACGUAUCAAGCGACCACUCUUAUUGGCUCCCGGAAGGUCUCUCCGGAGCACACGAAGUCCAACACUGUUCAAGACACCAACUUCUGGCGUACCUCGUUGCUGUCAGCGUUAGUACGCGUUGCGUACCACAGGCUGAUUCGGGCCUUCUACAACGGCCCUUUGUCCCGCGCGGCAGCCCCGUUCAUGCCGGACAUACAUGCACCUAA